Molecule: messenger RNA, 477 nt
Organism: Knipowitschia caucasica
Lineage: Eukaryota; Metazoa; Chordata; Actinopteri; Gobiiformes; Gobiidae
Source: the annotation of a GenBank genome assembly
AUGAUGCGAAAAUCUUUUUUAAAUCCGCCGCUGAAAACUCCACAGCAGCUGUUGCUUGUAGAUUCUCUGUCCAGCUUUGUCCUCAGUGCGGCCCACUGCUCCAGUGAUGAGAGCGGCAAAGACACUUGCCUGCUCCGUGCUCGCGACCUCCGCCGUUGCCAUGAAGAGGAGGAAGAGGAGCAGCCAGAGGAGGAAGAGGAGCAGCCAGAGGAGGAAGAGGAGCAGCAAGAGGAGGAAGAGGAGCAGCAAGAGGAGGAAGAGGAGCAGCCAGAGGAGGAAGAGGAGCAGCAAGAGGAGGAAGAGGAGCAGCAAGAAGAGGAAGAGGAGCAGCCAGAGGAGAAAGAGGAGCAGCAAGAGGAGGAAGAGGAGCAGCCAGAGGAGGAAGAGGAGCAGCAAGAGGAGGAAGAGGAGCAGCCAGAGGAGGAAGAGGAGCAGAAAGAGGAGGAAGAGGAGCAGCCAGAGGAGAGGCCAGGCUAG